Messenger RNA from Pangasianodon hypophthalmus (striped catfish), 4470 nucleotides. It is a transcript of the gene exoc4, whose product is annotated as exocyst complex component 4. Gene Ontology annotation, cellular component: growth cone membrane; exocyst; synapse. NCBI's taxonomy places the organism in Eukaryota, Metazoa, Chordata, Actinopteri, Siluriformes, Pangasiidae. Bases 377 to 2974 code for a protein of 865 amino acids. The record is from RefSeq and is a predicted model, not a curated record. Gene Ontology annotation, biological process: chemical synaptic transmission; exocytosis; Golgi to plasma membrane transport. The transcript is spliced from 18 exons.
AUUUUUGCUUGACGACGGCUUUUGAUUGGCUGAUUUUCCUCGGGUCAGUUGACACUGUUUGGGUGUAGAAGCGGAAAAAUGGCAGCUGACCACCGGGAGAUACAGGACUGCAGUGUCCAAAAGCAAGGACCCUUCCAGUUUAUUAAUCUCUGUUAUAAGGACUCUGUCAAACAGUGAUGAUGUGCAGGACCGGGAGACGGAGAAGAGCCGUCUGGAGGGGGCCUAUGAGAAAUGUGACCGAGAUCUGGACCAGCUCAUCGUUCAACACUACACCGAGCUCACCACAGCCAUCCGCACCUACCAGAGCAUCACCGAGAGGAUCACCAGCUCGCGCAACAAGAUUAAACAGGUGAAGGAGAACCUGCUGUCAUGUAAGAUGCUGCUCCACUGUAAGAGGGACGAGUUGAGGAAGCUGUGGAUCGAGGGCAUCGAGCACAAACACGUCCUCGAGCUGCUGGACGAGAUCGAGAACAUCAAGCAGGUUCCUCAGAAACUGGAGGCCUGCAUGGCCAGCAAACACUAUCUGCAUGCCACUGACAUGCUGGUGUCAGCGGUGGAGUCUCUGGAGGGGCCUCUACUGCAGGUGGAGGGUCUGAGUGACCUGCGGCUGGAGCUGCACAGCAAGAAGCUCAACAUUCAUCUGGUGUUGAUCGAUGAGCUGCACCGCCACCUCUACAUCAAGUCCACCAGCCGCGUGGGCCAGCGGGGCAAGGACAAAGGACGACUCGGAGGGUCUGCUCCAAAGGACUCGUCUAUUUUGGAAGUCAGCAGUCUGUCCACUCCACGGAAACUCGCAGAGACGUCCCAGUUCAGCACUCCAGCAGCAUCCAGCAUUCGAGAUUUGCAGGACGAUCUGGAUGCGGACCCAGAAGAGAACAGUGCCGAGUUCAUGGGGAUCCUGAUCAAGGCUCUGGCCAAACUCAAGAAGAUCCCAGAGACCAUUAACGCCAUCAUGGAGCGCCUGGAGCCAGAACUCAAGCAGAUCCUUAAAAGAUCCACCACCCAGAUCGCAGACCACGCCUACCAGAGAGGAGAGAGCCUGGCACAGGACAACCAGCCAAAGCUGCUCCUGGAACUGCUGGAGCUGCUGUUUGACAAGUUUAACGCCGUCGCCACGGCUCACAGCAUCGUUCUGAACCAUCUGCAGCAGAUCGUCGUGUCUCCCAGUGGAGCUCAGGAGGGCAUCAAGCUCUAUGAGCAGGCUGACGUCUCCGCCAAGAUCCAGACCGUCCUACAGGUGCUCCUGAUGGACUAUCUGGAUGUAAAGAACACGCGCAGUGCAGCCGAACCCUCAGCCCAGCUCUCCUACGCGAGCACCGGCGGUGACUUCGGAGCCUUUUUCGCCAAGAAGAAACCACUUCGACCCAAACAGUCUCUCUUCAAAUUUGAGUCGUCCUCCCACGCCAUAAGCAUGAGCGCGUACCUGCGAGAACAGCGGCGAGAACUUUACAGCAAGAGCGGAGAGCUACAAGGAGGAGCUGAUGAUAACCUGAUCGAAGGAGGAGAGACCAAGUUCCUGUGUAAGCCCGGAGCCAGGAACAUCACCGUCAUCUUCCAGCCUUUGCUCAGGUUCAUUCAGGAGAUUGAGUUGAGCAUGGGUCCGGGGAAGCAGUGCCAGCUCCGUACUUUCCUCACCUACUACAUCAAUGAGCUGUUUCUGAACCAAGUGCGCACAGAGACCAAUAAAGAAAUAGAAACUGUCACUAAAGUGGCUGAUCCUCUCAAGAUCCUGGCCAGCGCUGACACCAUGAAGAACCUGGGUGUCCAGAGACCUCUUCUGCAGAGCACUGUGAUUGUAGAGAAGUCCAUCCAGGAUCUGAUGAGUCUCAUGCAGGACCUGAGUGCUUACUCUAACCAGUUCCUGGAGAUGGUCUGUGACAAGCUGAAAGAGUACAAGGAGAUCUGCAACACUGCCUACAGGAGUAUAGUGCAGUGUGAGGAAAAGCUGAUCAUCAGUGCCUCUUGGGCUAAAGACGAGGACAUCAGCCGCCUGCUGCAGUCACUGCCCAACUGGGCCAACAUGACUCAACCCAGACAGCUGCGCCAGAAAAGAGAGGACGAGGAGGACUUUACACGAGCGGCUUUUGCUAAGGAGUCUGAGGUGCUGACAGGGAACCUGGGAGACAAGCUGAUUCCUCAGAACGAGAUUCUUCGGGAUGUCAGUGACCUGAAGGCUCUGGCAAACCUCCAAGAGAGCAUGGAGUGGCUGGCUCUUUGCCUCAAAGGCUUCUUCUUCUGCCCGCUCCAAAGCUCCAGUGCAUCACCAGGCUCGGACACACAGACGAGCAGUGAGAGCGCACGCAAUAGGGAGCACAUCAUGCAGACUCUUUCAGACCUUGCCAGAUCUUUCCAGGACAUCGCUGACCGCUGCCUGCUUGUGCUGCACCUGGAGGUCAGGGUGCACUGCUUCCACUAUCUCAUCCCCCUGGCCAAGCAGGGCAACUACGCCAUCGUGGCCAACGCCGCCAGCAUGGACUACGACCCCCUGGUGGUCAAGCUGAAUAAAGACAUCAGCGCCAUUGAGGAGGUAAUGGGAGCCGCGCUGCAGCAGCACAAGUUCCAGUACAUCUUCGAGGGUCUGGGCCAUCUGAUCUCCUGCAUUCUGAUCAACGGAGCUCAGUACUUCAAGCGCAUCAGCGAGUCUGGAAUUAAGAAGAUGUGCAGGAACAUAUUUGUGCUCCAGCAGAACCUCACCAACAUCACCAUGUCACGCGAGGCCGAUCUGGACUUUGCUAGGCAGUACUAUGAGAUGCUGUACAACACAGCAGAUGAGUUGUUGAACCUGGUGGUGGAUCAGGGCGUGCGUUACAGCGAGCUGGAGUACAUCAACGCACUGAGCCUCCUGCACCGCAGCCAGACGGGCGUGGGAGACCUGAGCGUCCAGAACACACGCCUGCAGCGCCUCAAAGAGAUCAUCUGCGAGCAGGCCGCCAUCAAACAGGCCACCAAGGAUAAGAAGAUCACCACCGUCUGAGCACGCGCACACAAAACACAUACCUGUAAAAACCUGUAUAUGUCAGUUCGCUUUUUCACUUAAUGGCCAACACUAGAAGAUGAAAGAAAGCAUUGCACACAUACUGUUCACACACACACACACACACACACACACACACAAUUAGUUUUUAAUGAAAUAAUCCCUCGGAGCAUGUCUCACCAACCGCGGCUUCACCUCGUGGAAUAAGCAGAUGGAAUCUGGACGCGUGACUCGAGGACACUGUCAUCUCAUUUUCCUGUAAUAUAAAAUCACUGCUCUCGGUUAUAUGGCGCCUCACACACACACACACACACACACACACACACACACACACACACACACACACACAGACACACACAGACACACACACACACACACACAUUCCAGGUUGUGUCCACAAUCACACACAGCAGAUUAGAGCACUGGAAUUAUUAUCUGAGGCUUCAUGCGAUGUGUUUUGUUCUCUUAGGAGGAGAAAGGCAUUCUUUUAUUCUGCAUUUCUUUGCGUUUCUUCAAAACCCUGCCGUUUAUUUCAAAAGAAGGAUGAUUGAUUGUAUAUCGUGUCUUUAGAGCUCAGGCUCAGUGAGGUGUGUGUGUGUGUGUGUGUGUGAGAGAGAGAGAGAGAGAGAGAGAGAGUGAGAGAGAGAGAUAGAUAGAUAGAUCUCCAGCCUCCAACUGCAGCUAUUAAACCUUUAAUUCGCUUCUUUUUUUUCACUUAAGUCUUACUCACUUAGUCUGUCUCUCGCUCACUCACUCACACGCUCACUCUCCCGUUCACACACACACGCACACGGAGAGCCACAAAUCAUUCAUUCUUUCUGCCCCAUGGUGUUUUUAGUUCAUUAACUCGGAAGAAAAGUGCUUAACAAGAGAGGGAGAAAGAAAGCCCUGUCGAUACAGAAACACGGGCACCAGGCAACGGCGCUCCCUGAAGCCAGCGCAGCGAUACAUCAUUAUGACUCGGUGUCAGGAAUCAAUAACGGCCUACGGGGGCUGCUGAACGUAUUAACGUGGAGAAAACAUCCUUAAUAUUCCGGCUUCAUUUGAAUGAUCACGUGCAUAUGGAGAGGAAGCGACGGGGAGGUUGCAGAAAUAUCACAAGAGUGAAGCUCUAUGGAGUGAAGCUGUUUUUCUGAGAGCUAGUUAAACCUGAAGCGUUUGACCUUAACCUCGCAGUUUCAGGCUGUUUUUUUUUUUUUUUUUUUUUUUUUAUAAAGUUAAUCACCAGUCCUCAGCAGAAUGCCCAGAAACUCCAAACAAUUUUAUGUUUUUUUAGAAAUCAUGUUUUAUUUGUUCUGUGGGUUUUCACUGUUCUAUGGGUUGAUGUUUUGCACACAGCUGUGUAAGAUAAUUAGUUACUGAUUUCUCUUGCUUUGAAUGUAUUUUGCGUCCACUAUAUUCAUAUUUCAACAUACUGAAAAUUGAAUGAAAUCUCCCUCAUUUUCAUUGCAAUUCUGUACAAUAACAUCAAAAUGGAAAUAAAUAAAAUGAACUCC